AUGCAACUCAUGCUCCCAAAGCUUUUCAAGCUGCUCUACAUGCAUGACAAGGACGUCCUAUUCAACCCGGCAUUCUUCGAACCGCGCCGCGCCAAUGCUAUCGGUGCCACCCUUAUCAUGCCAAAGCCAGUCACUCAGUACAAGGACAAGGCAGUUGAACCCGGAUAUAAGAUUGGUGUUAGGGGUAACGGUGUUGAUAAGCCCAUGUGGCCUGAGGACCUAUCAGUAGAGAUCGUACAGUAA
Molecule: messenger RNA, 243 nt
Organism: Monascus purpureus
Lineage: Eukaryota; Fungi; Ascomycota; Eurotiomycetes; Eurotiales; Aspergillaceae
Source: the annotation of a GenBank genome assembly